This is a messenger RNA of Enterobius vermicularis (human pinworm), 348 nucleotides long. NCBI's taxonomy places the organism in Eukaryota, Metazoa, Nematoda, Chromadorea, Rhabditida, Oxyuridae. The record is from the annotation of a GenBank genome assembly.
AUGAACCUUUUGCUGUUCAUUGUUAUCAGCGUUGUGGUUGGCGAUAAACUUCCUGAAAUUGAAGUGCUACAUGAUUUGCUGCAUAAUUCAUAUGACGAGAAGUUGUUGGAUUACCUAGACGACGGCAAAAAUGGUCCUACCUCUCAAGUUUUAGCACAGGUUGAAGCUAUCGUGCAACGACAACCGCAGUACAUUCAGGAUAAAUCAAAAGCUAUACUUCUUUUAUUAUUGGAAUCACAACAGUCUUGUAUUAUUUGUUCAGAAACAAACCUGUUAUCAAUUUUUUUAAGUGAAGAAUAUACGUUUAACUGCGUUUUUUAUGAAGUAACAGAAAUUAUUGUUUACUGA